UGUGGUGCUACACAUUGAAAGCUGAGCCUAAUGAGCAGCAUGUGGGCACGCCAGCCAUUUGUUACCAAUGAUACAAUAACGAGUUAAUGUGAUGUAUGUAGCACUCAGCACCGGUGUCGCCCUCCCUCCUGUGGCAGCGGCAGGCGAGUGGUGCACCUGUGCCACUCUGGCAGGUGUGGCCCCGCCCCUCCCUCAGACUGUGUAUGACGUUGGCACCAUUCGCGCCGCCGCCCGCGGCUGGUGAGUGUCACUCUUGACUCACUGUCUCGCGCUGCCAUUCCUCCGCCCACCGCCACGCUGACCGCACGGACAUCCCGCCGCCGCGACCACCAGUGACGCGCCAGGAUCAGAGUCGCCGCGGUCGUCUUAGGACCCUCGUGGACAUCUACAGGGUGACCAGUGUGGGUGACCCGAGUGUUGUGCCGUCCCUUAACCUGCAGCCUCCAGGACGGAGCCACUGUGGCUCCAGGUCAGUGCUGCCUCAGUGACUUCCCCGCGCAGCGCCACAUCGCCUGCGCUGUAGACGCGUGACAGAUUUGACUUACAGUAACAGCAAGAAAGCAGGUAUCAUGCGGCGGUGCUGCUGGUGCUGUGUCAGUCUACAGAAGGGUGUGGUGGCCAUCGGAGUCUUGGGCAUGGUAUGCUCGGCGGUGCUCUCUGUGGGUUACGGCGCCGUGGCCUUCACCCUCAAGGAACAUCUGAUAGCUUGCAGGGAAGGGGAGGCACGCGAUAUCCUAGGAUUUCUGCCAUCCUGCGAGGACUUGUCAAACACCGCUAAACUCCUUGCAGUUCGCAUCUUCGUGUACGCCCAGGUGAGCGUGUGGAUUCUCUUCUUCACCUUCUCUAUCCUGCUCAUUGUGGCGGCAGUCAAGGAGCGUGGUGGAUUGCUGGUGCCGUGGAUGGUGCUGUCUGUUGUGGUAAUGGCGGCCGUGGUUUGGUCUGGUGUAAGGGCGGCUCUCCAGAAGCGUACCCUCGACCUGCUGGCGUCCGUGGUGGCGGUGGUGGUGAUCACGUACUGCUGUCUGGUGGUGCGCUCCUACGGCCGCCUCAUCAAGAAACAGGCACUGGUGUCUGUUCGGGUACCCUCCACCUAUACCCACCCACCCUGCUGCCAGCAACCACCCACACCCGUCCCUAGCCCAAAUCCAGCCCCCUGCAGAGAGAUGAGAGAAAGGGACUUGCCCCCAGCCUACACCCCUCACCCCUCUGUCACUCCCACCCCUCGCUCCACAGUCACCCCCAGCCCUCGCUCCACAGUCACCCCUACCCCUCGCUCCACUGUCACUCCCACUCCUCGCUCCACGACCAUAACCAUUCAUCGUUCUUCAGCCACCUCCAUCCCCCAGAAGUCUCCAAUCCCCCCCGGCCUUGGUAUCAACAUAUAAUGGAGGUGUGCUCAGUGGCGUCUCAAAAAUCAGUCUUAUUCCCUCCGUAGAUUAAGUUUGGUCAUGGUGCUUGGUGACGGCUGCAUGGGAGUUUCCUUGUCAGGCUGCACUUUGAGGCGUCAUGCAUACACAAGAUGAAGAGAUGUAUUUUUGUAUGUAUUCCAAAUGACAUGUUAGAUACAGGCCUAAUACUCUUCUGUGGCAUUAUACAUAGUUGUUUUCUGGUGUCUUCUGCUUGUAUGCCCUUGUCAUUCUUCCUAUACUACACUUACUGCAGAAUAUGUGGUUUAUGCAUAGAAGGAAACACCAUUCUCAGUUUUCCUUCUAUAUAGAUGUACAAAAAUAUAUAUGGAUAAGUGAUGUCAGGUCCUCACCUCAUUGUGGUGAGCUUCAAAGAAGUGGCAGGGAUAACAUCAGGGUGUGAGUGGCUAAUUGGCAAGUCCUUUGAAUUAUGGCCUUGCUGGGACUUGGAAAGGGAUACACUCACCCUCUUGUACUGCUUGUAUGGGUCAUUAUUAGGUUUUAUACUUGCACACCCUGACCCUUCUCUUAUACUCACUACUCUGCGAUUGAAAAGUGCAAAUGUAUUAUGUUCUUGAAUAUAUAUUGAUGGCUCA
Scylla paramamosain (green mud crab) is the source of this 2002-nucleotide messenger RNA. RefSeq lists its product as uncharacterized. The transcript is spliced from 5 exons. The record is from RefSeq and is a predicted model, not a curated record. Bases 570 to 1385 code for a protein of 271 amino acids. Lineage: Eukaryota; Metazoa; Arthropoda; Malacostraca; Decapoda; Portunidae.